Brassicogethes aeneus is the source of this 1575-nucleotide messenger RNA. The record is from the annotation of a GenBank genome assembly. NCBI's taxonomy places the organism in Eukaryota, Metazoa, Arthropoda, Insecta, Coleoptera, Nitidulidae.
CCGAAAUGCUGCCAACUUAACAGCAGCAUGUUUGUAUUAAAUUUAAAAUUUGAACGUAUACAAACAUUUCUACAAAGUAUAAACGUUAAUUCAACUAAUAAUAGUAAGAGAAAAUGGAGCAUAUAACUCCAGCAAUACUAAAAGACAAAGAAGAAAGAGAAAUAUCUUCUGAAGAGCUGCAAAAAACGCUGCACAGCUGGUUCAAAGAUAAAGGCUUGCUGAAAAACUUGAGAUGCCAUUUAAGACUGCAAAUGAUUGAAAUCCUGAGAAACACAGCCGUGGGCAAAAACCUCGUCAAACAACCGUUUAAAACAGCAACACUGGCCCAACAAGCAAUCAACUUAAUUAUUGCAGAGUAUUUAAUUCGAAACAAUUGCCAUUACUCAUUGUCAAUGUUCACCACUGAAGUUUCACUGAACGGUGUCUUGCCACAAUGUUUGUUUGACAGUUCUAACAUGUAUCAAAAUUGGCAGUUUACACAAGAAAAUCUCAUUAAUAUCCUAGAAUUAAAUGGCGUUUCAAAGCACAGCCAGCAAUGUGAACAAAUACUAUCUUUGUAUUACAGUUGUGGGGGCAAUACUUCCCUUCUAAAUGCUCUUAUAAGGGCUCUAUGUGAUAUUUCCAACAAUGCUUUCAAUCCCAUAUCUGUGGCAAAUCAAGAAAUACCAGAAUCUACAAUAGAUAUACCAAAUCUUCCUUUGGCAAAAUUGCUUAGAAAUACAUUACAACAAACCCAAUUAUCGCCCAAAAUAAUAACACACAUAGUCACUUUGACUAAAAAACACCACGAAUUGGAGUUAUCAAGAAAAGACGAUGAAUUCAGCAAUGUUUUUAAAAGUUUACAGGAGAACUUGUACGAAAAAGACACAAAAAUUGCGGAAAUAUCGAAAUUAAAUGAUACAUUAAAAAGUAAAAUCAUCAAAAAGAUAAACGAAAAUAAAGAACUUAAAUUGGAUAUAAAUAAAUUGUUUGAAAAUGAAAAAGGCCUAAAAUCGGAAUUAAAGAGAGUACUUAGAACUUUGCAUGUACAAAAAAUGGAAAAAGUAACACAAACUGACCCUAUUAUUAUUGAAGUAACCAAAAAUGACGAUUGCAUAUUAAGCCACUGCAACGAUAUGUGUAAAGACGCUUUAAACGUAAUAGAAUACUUAAAACUAGAAAAUAAUAAACUAUCAGUGGAAAGUGCGGAACAAAGAAUGGAACUUUUGAGCUUAACUUCCAAAUGCAACCAGUUGUUGGACGAUUAUAACACUGCGCAGACAAAACUAACCUAUUUAACCUCGAAAAUAAACAAAAAAAACGAUUUAAUCAAUAAAGAAACGUCCCCAUUGCCCAGCAAUAAAACCAGCGCGUCGGACAUUUUUGUGGACGAAAGGCUUGAAACAUACAGUAGCUGUGACAGCAUUACUCAAGACAUACUUUUAAGGGCAAAACAAAAGUUAAAACAACUAGAAAUGGAAAGCAAUGAAAUAGACACAAGAUUUAAUAAAUACAUUAAUUUAGCAAAGACGUAACCUUUAUUUACAAUUUAUCGUUAAGACUGUAUUUUUCUCUGGUAAUAAAAUGUUGAACUCA